This is a messenger RNA of Salmo salar (Atlantic salmon), 609 nucleotides long. Its product is annotated as stonustoxin subunit beta-like. NCBI's taxonomy places the organism in Eukaryota, Metazoa, Chordata, Actinopteri, Salmoniformes, Salmonidae. The record is from RefSeq and is a predicted model, not a curated record. Gene Ontology annotation, molecular function: protein binding.
GGAACAUGGUGGAGAGAACACAAUGAAACCUGGGCUUAGAAAAUAUGUCUGUGAUCUCACAUUGGACCUAAACACAGUAAACAGACUCAUCUCUCUGUCUGAGGAGAACAGAAAGGUGACAUGUAGGAGAGAGAAGCAGCCAUAUCCUGAUAACCCAGAGAGAUUUGAGGACUGUGAGCAGGUGCUGUGUAGAGAGGGUCUGACUGGGCGCUGUUACUGGGAGGUAGAGUGGAGUGGGAGAGGGGCUGAUAUUGGAGUGACAUACAAAGGAAUCAGCAGGAGAGGAAGGGGUGAUGACUGUUGUCUUGGAUACAAUGACAAGUCCUGGAGUCUGUUCUGCUAUGACAACAGUUACACUGCCUGGCACAAUAAUAAUCUCACUAUAGUAGACGUCCCCUCCUCCAGCUCCCACAGAGUAGGAGUGUAUCUGGACUGGCCAGCCGGCACUCUGUCCUUCUAUAGAGCCUCCUCUGACACACUGACCCACCUGUACACAUUCUACACCACAUUCACUGAGCCCCUCUAUCCAGGGUUUAGGGUUCAUUAUGAUGAAGACUCCUCAGUGUCCCUGUAAAUAAUAACCUGACACACACACACACACACACACAC